Messenger RNA from Racocetra persica, 231 nucleotides. The record is from the annotation of a GenBank genome assembly. Lineage: Eukaryota; Fungi; Glomeromycota; Glomeromycetes; Diversisporales; Gigasporaceae.
UCGGAAAUGGAAAUGUAUACAAAGCUAAAUGGAAGAGAGGUCCUAUUGAAUAUUACGACGAUAAUGCUAAAAAGUGGUACAGGCCUGGCGAGAUCGAAAUUAUUCUAAAGAAACGUCCAGAUAUUGAUAAAAGCAUAACACCGCAACCCAUUAUCGAUUUAAUCGAACGUUGCUGGAGUAACAAUCCCAAUGAUCGACCAGAUGCUAAUGAAUUGUUUAAGAAGCUUAGUA